AAGAAGUGAUCAUAGCUGGAAAUACAAUGGAUUGCGCUCCGACCAUCCCACGUUGCUGUACUCCACCCCUCCACGAAAGAUACUAUUGGGUAAAAAGUGAUGCCUGCAGCGGAAUACCGAAUAAUGCGGUUAGAGUGGGAGUCAAUCGGUGCAGAAACUCCGUUUUCGUUGGACGUACUAGGCAUGAAUGUGAUAUCAUUCCGGGGAAGUAUGUCCCCUCAAAGAAUGUUGUCUCUAUCGGUUACGGAGGUGUAGAAUACACCAAGUGUGAAUAUGAUGUAUUAUGCGAACAAAGAUUCCGAUGGGAGACCAUCAAUUGUGGUAUCAUCCCAAAAGGAGCUGUUGCAGGUGGGAUGACACGUUGUGGAGAAACACUUUACAUUGGUCGUGUCUAUCACCAAGGAACUCAUACAGUUGGAAAAGUUCAUCCAUCCCAUCAUUGCUGCUACAUCACAGUCUGUGGCCGGGAAUUGAGUUGCAAUCAAUAUGAAAUCUUAGUUUUGGAGUAAUGCUACUCAUUUAAGGAACACAACCAACCUAUCGUUGCUGCUAAAUCACAGUAUGUGACAAGAAAAUGAAAUGCUAUGAAUAUGAAAUCUUUGUUUGGAAUAAUACUGCUUAAUUAACGCUCAAAUGAAGGAAAAUUUAGUAUAAAGAUUAUGAAAUCUUAGUGUUGGAAUUUAGCUACUAAAAUAACGCUACUGCUCAAUUAAC
Molecule: messenger RNA, 714 nt
Organism: Nicrophorus vespilloides
Lineage: Eukaryota; Metazoa; Arthropoda; Insecta; Coleoptera; Silphidae
Product: natterin-1-like
Exons: 5
Coding region: 27-509 (160 amino acids)
Source: RefSeq, a predicted model, not a curated record